CCUAACUUAAUUACUCGAAAAUCAAGUGAAUCAACAACUGCCAUUCAUCGUGACCUCGGCUCUUUUUCGUUCCGCCUCCGUCUGGAAGCAUUCAUUCCUUUAAGGGAGCUGGUGGCGAAAUCCCUGUUUCCUUCGAAGCACUCGCCAUAAAUCCAUCAGGCGGAACUGGGCAGGCUCUUGGCCAAAUAGAAAGUAUCUCCCUGGGUGGCCUGUCUACCGGCUCGUUUGACGGUCAAUCAGUUAGCCAGCACCAUUAAGUUUAUCGCCACAGCUGAUGAGUUGUGUGGCGGAGGGGAAAAGGAUGUGGCAGGACACCGUGCCCACGCAUGUGUUUAGUGAGUCCCCAUACCCCUUCGAUUUUUCGCAUAUUUUAAUAGUCAAGUAGCUGCAGCGACUCUGGUUUCCUACUCACGGGCUUCUUUCUAUCUUUGUAUCUCCCCCGACGCUAUUUGCUUUUCUCGAAGCGCAAACAAAAGCCAAAAGAAAUUGCCAUUUAUCUACUAUUGACUCUGUGGCUGCUGGAGCAUCAAGUGGUUUUCCUUUAAUGGCGGUUCGAGCUUCCCAACUACCUAUUUAUUUGACCGAGUCGGGCCGAGUCUUUUUCUUAUCGAUUUUCCUUCUAGUUUUUCUGGAGUUACAAAAGGGGUUCACUAGGUUUCGCUUACGGUACACUAGUUACUGUGAUGCCCGCAUAAAUUAAACGCCAGAAUUUGAAAGUCAAGCACAGAAGUCAGUCUGUCUGUCCACCCGAACCCCCCAUCCAUUUUAUAUCCCUUAUUUUUUGUACCCCAUUCAAGUUGUUGCUGCUGAUUAGAAAGUGAAUCAAUCUGUGCGACCAACAAUGAAUCUCUAUGCUCUACUUGACUUAUCAUUGCCAGGAUUUGUUAUGGAACCCAAGGACCUUCUUGUUAGGGGACAAUGACGUCAUGCAUUAACGUUUUCGCCUGACUCCAGCAUGAUUUGGCCAAUCAGAGUGGAAGGUGGGGCCAGCGAUUCGAAAGACUCACUUGUAGCUUUUAUAUCCUUGAACGAAUUUAUCUCGCCACGCACACUUAAUAAAUACAAUUGAAUAUGUAUCUCUGUGUGGGUGCUGCGGGCUGGCUAUAAAAGGGGCUGUCGCCACGGCAGGAUCUUGCAGUUGGCGCUGAGUUGCGCAUACGACGCGUGUGCCCGCGAAGAACAGGACCUCCGAGUGCAGUGACAGAGUGCAGUGCAGUGAUGAGCGCUUCGGGAAAAAGUCUGCUGGGCCUCUGGCUCUAUCGCAGUGGCGAGCAGGAGUGGUCCGUCAAGCAGGGCAGUCCCCUGCAUCAGCUCAAUAAGGAUACAGCUCCGGGAUCAUCGGCGCCAGUCUCCCACUCGAACUUAUCGAGGCACUCAUCCGCUCCAUUGGAGCCACCGCGUCUGUCCAUCGGACCCAGUGCUGGCCAGGAUCCGCCCCGACAGCACUCUCCUGGCGAACGCAUCUCCAUCAUCUUCACCCUGCGCAACCAGGUGGGAAAUCUGGCCCGGGCCCUGCAGGUCUUCCAGGAGCUGGGCAUCAAUGUGCUCCACUUGGAGCUAUCGCCGCUGGAAAUGGCCACCAAUCAGGCGGAUGUCCUCGUGGAUGUGGAGUGCGAUCCUCGACGACUCGACCAGGUGGUUAAAAUGCUCAAUCGGGAGGUGGCCUCCGUGAACUAUACUUCGGUGAACACCCAUGGACUGGCCAGGGCUCCUUCACUCUCGGCCUGUUCUAGUUUUGAUUUUGGCGACAUGGUGUGGUUUCCGCGUAAGAUUUCCGAUUUGGACAAGGCACAGAAUGUCUUGAUGUACGGCUCAGAAUUGGAUGCAGACCAUCCGGGAUUCAAGGAUCCUGUGUACAGGAAACGCCGUGAACAGUUCUCGGCCAUUGCCAAUAACUUUAAGCAUGGCAAUCCCAUACCAAGAGUUCAGUACACACCCGAGGAGGUGAAAACUUGGGGCACCGUGCUGUUGGAGCUUCAUCGACUUUAUGUCUUGCAUGCUGUGCCAGAGUACAUGGAAAACUGGCCAGAGCUGGAGAAGUAUUGCGGAUAUCGCGAAGACAAUGUUCCCCAGUUGCAGGAUGUCAGUGUUUAUCUGAAGCGGAAGACGGGCUUUCAGCUGCGACCUGUUGCAGGAUACCUUUCGCCAAGGGACUUCCUUUCAGGACUGGCCUUUAGGGUUUUCCACUGCACUCAGUACAUAAGGCACUCCUCGGAUCCCUUUUAUACCCCGGAACCGGAUUGCUGUCAUGAACUCUUGGGCCACAUGCCCUUGUUGGCUAAUUCGAGCUUUGCUCAGUUUUCCCAAGAAAUUGGUUUGGCCUCUUUGGGAGCCAGUGAUGCGGAUAUUGAAAAGUUGGCCACGCUCUACUUCUUCACUGUGGAAUUUGGGUUAUGCAAGCAGGCGGACAGCAGUUUCAAGGUUUACGGAGCCGGACUUUUGAGUUCUGUGGCGGAAUUACAACAUGCCAUUACGGCGGAGCAGAAGAUUAAGAAAUUCGAUCCGGAAGUAACUUGCCAGGAGGAAUGCAUAAUCACUUCGUACCAGAACGCCUACUACUACACGGAUUCCUUUGAAGAGGCCAAGGAGCAAAUGAGGGCCUUUGCCGAGAGCAUCCAGCGUCCGUUUGGAGUUCGUUACAAUCCUUAUACCAUGAGUGUGGAAGUCCUGUCGAAUGCCCAGAAAAUCACGGCCGUGGUCAGCGAACUCAAAGGCGAUCUCAGCAUUGUCUGCUCGGCUCUACGGAAAAUAUCCGCAACCGAUGAGAACUUGGACGUGGACAGUAUUGCCAAUAUGUUGCACAAUAGCCUAAAUGUCCGGGGAGGAGCUGCCGGAGGCGGAGGCAGUCCCUGCAGUCCGGACAACUCGGAUAACUCUACGGCGGAUGGGGACUAGAAAUGAAAACAAAUACAAAUCAAAACUUGGGACCAAAAAGCAGUAUAAUUCGCUUCGGA
Drosophila ananassae is the source of this 2954-nucleotide messenger RNA. It is a transcript of the gene Trhn, whose product is annotated as tryptophan 5-hydroxylase 1. NCBI's taxonomy places the organism in Eukaryota, Metazoa, Arthropoda, Insecta, Diptera, Drosophilidae. Gene Ontology annotation, biological process: aromatic amino acid metabolic process; serotonin biosynthetic process. Gene Ontology annotation, cellular component: neuron projection. Gene Ontology annotation, molecular function: iron ion binding; tryptophan 5-monooxygenase activity. Bases 1219 to 2895 code for a protein of 558 amino acids. The transcript is spliced from 7 exons. The record is from RefSeq and is a predicted model, not a curated record.